UCCAGUCAGCCAUCUGUACCUGAUAGUCCAGCCUGACUCCCCAACAGUAGUCCAGCCAGGCUCUUGGUGUUGUCAAGUCCGGUUCUGUACUCGUUACUGUUCGAUGUUGUAACUCAAGUCAAGUCAAGAUUUGUACCCGAGAGUCACGUCUGGCUCUGCCCCGAUAGCCUAGUCCAGAUUCGUACCCGAGAGUCAAGUCCGGCUUCGUACCUGAGAAUCAAGUCCGGCUUCGUACCCGAGAAUCAAGUCCUGCUUUGUACCCCAUAGCCGAGCCAGGUCAGAUCUGGCAGCGACAAGUGUAGGCUUUGAAGUCCUCUGGAAACAGAUAAUAGUCAGUUGCUGAAACCAACGUGUUUCUUUCUGAAUAAACUUGAUCCAUUCUUUGUGGAUAUCAAACAUUGGUUUGGGGACAUCCUGGUCGGAAAGACAUUUGUACAUGCGUUGACUGACACAGACGUGUUUUGAAGGUGAACAAUAUCCUUGCUGAACUAGUAAACCGACAUGACGAUGUUCCUUGGUCUCCUUGUUCUUGUCGCCAUGGCGACGCUUCCUUGCCAGGGUAACAACAAGACUGGGAGUUACAUGCUGACAAUGCCGAGUGUGUUGGAGGUGGGGAAACAACAGAAGAUCUGUCUGACACUGUACAAACACCGCCGAAUGGACGUGUACUACUCCCUGAAGGCUAACAAGAAGCGCUACUUCUACCAGAGACAGAAAUACAGGCGAGGCCAGGGUGGAUGCAUCACCUUUACAAUCCCCCCGGAUCUGGGCGGGAUUCGACACAAGCUGUCCAUGGCAAUGAUCGGCCCCAGACGCAUGAGGGAGCACAAGUCGCACACCUUCACACCGCAACCACAACAGAGAACCACCUUCAUCCACUCGGACAAACCCAUCUACAAGCCGGGGCAGCUGGUGAGAAUCAGAGUCAUGACCAUCGACUCCGAACUGAUGCCAAGCACAGACAAGAUAUCACUCGUUCGGAUAAUCACACCAAAUGACGUCAUCAUGAAACAAUGGCGAGAUCUCGACAAUAAAAAGGGAAUGGUGACUCUAGAGUUCCAGCUGGCGGCAGAACCAGUUCUUGGAGACUGGGUUAUUUUGACGGAGAUUGGAGGCAAGGAAACGCGAGCAAAGUUCGAAGUCGCUGAAUACGUGCUGCCCAAGUUCUCCAUCAUCGUGACGCCCCCGACACGAGUAAACGAAAAGACGGAGCAGAUUGAAGGGGAGGUGUGCUCCAAGUACACGUACGGGCAACCUGUGAAGGGCAAGAUUAUGGUGGACACAUGCAUCACCGAGUUGUCCCAGACAUACGGCACAGGCAAGAAGCCAUGCGCAGUCAUACACGGGGAGAUAAAUGGCUGCUUUACCUACUCAUUUGCCACCUCCAUCCUGAGACCUUACUUCGAAAACCGCUACAACUACCUCAAACUCAGCACCUUCGUGGCCAUAUUUGAAGAGGCGACUGGUCUGCUGGUUAACCAGACUGUUGACGGCCCAGUCAUUAAAAGGUUUGCGGUGAAAGUUGACAUCAAGUCCUAUACGAGGAAGUUUUUCAAACCGCUCUUGCCAUUUGAAUUCAGGGCUCUAGUUACCGGGGAUGAUGGCAAGCCUGUCUCACGUCUGAUGAUGACGCUAUCCAGCAAGCAGACGGGUUUCUCUGGGAAAAUUAUGACCGACAAUAAAGGCUUUGCAUCUUAUUUCUUCACUCGGCUUGGUACAGAAAAAGCACUGGUUAUAUUUGAGCUUUUAGCAGACGACACUGAAAAUCGAAAUCCAAGCACCUUCUACGUGGCUCAGUGGUUUUCGCCAAGUGACAGUUACUUGGAAAUUCAGCCAAUCAGCAAAGCCCUUUCUGUUGGACUUGGACCAAUCCCCAUCUAUAUGACCAAACCCCCAACGACACCAUUUCGUGUUGUUGCGCAGAUUAUGAGUCGAGGGCGCAUCGUACACCACAGCAACAACCGGUACAAAGUUAGAAAGAACCCGGAUGGAUCCUACAGGACCAGCCCGCCCUGGUGUACUAAGCUGAAACAUUGUGCUGCCAGUAAGAAGUUUUCCCCCGACGUCCCGAGCUUCAACGUCUACGUGAACGUCACCUGUUCAAUGGCGCCGGAGGCAACGUUGCUGGUCUACUACCUCACCAACAACGGUGAAGUCGUUGCAGACGCCGAGACCUUCAAGGUGGAGCAGUGUUUCUUGAAUCCGGUGAAGAUGGCGUUCACGCCGUCCAAGGAGUACCCUGGCUACCCGACCCAGCUGUCACUGUCUGCGGCCCCAGGCUCUCUCUGCAUGGUGGGGGUCGUCGAUCAGAGCGUCUACCUACUCGGAGGAAAGAACCAGAUCACGCCGAAACAGCUGUUCUCACCCCUGGAACGCUACAACGCUGACCCCACCAAGCAAUUCAUCAGCGAGGAUGCAGUCACGCAAUAUUGCAUUGAAUGGCUGAAGAGAACUGGUCUCUCCAACUCCGAUGAAAUAGCCAUACCGCAUUACUCCUACUACACAGCCAGGAGUACAUACAAGUACAUAACAGAUUAUGUCGACUCGAACAUGGCGUUCCUGGUAUCGUCACUGAGUACAGUUGGUCCUCUGACGCUGGACUCGAGGCCGUGUAGGAAGGAACACUCAUUCAGGUACUACCGGGGCCGGAGGUCUGUGGACGACGAGUGGCAGUCGGAUGGCCCCGGAUUUGCGGGGUCAGGUGAUGAUGACAGUGCUGACGACGUUGAAGAGGAAGAAGCUGCAGACUCAAAGAAAAAGACAGUAGCAUUGAGACAGUUCUUCCCCGAGACCUGGCUGUGGGACCUGGAGAUCAUUGGUGACUCUGGAAAACUGGAACUGAAUAAGACUCUUCCCGGGAGCAUUACGGAGUGGGUAGGUAGCACUGUCUGUGCCAAGUCGGAUGUCGGUGUGGGCGUGUCUGAGUCGGCGUCUGUGACAGCUUUCCAGCCGUUCUUCGUCUCCUUCACCCUCCCUUACGCCGCCGUCAGGGGAGAAUACAUCCCUCUCACCGUCACCGUCUUCAACUACCUCACAGAAUGUAUUGAGAUUGAACUGCGGUUGAACGAUUCGAUAGAAUUUGACCUCUUGAACCCUGAGCGAGUCACCUGGAUGUGCAUAUGUGGAAACGAGGCAAAACGUCAUGACUUUGUUAUCAUUCCGAAAAGUCUCGGUCACAUCAACAUCACGGCACAGGCCAAGUCGAUUCCCGGGGAUUCGCAGUGUCCGAAGGUCACGGCUACAGGGGAGGCAAUCGGAGUCAAGGACGCCGUGGUCAGACAACUCCUCGUGGAACCAGAAGGCGAUGAGAAGGAAUACACCUACAGCACUAUGGCGUGUUCAGAAACAGGAACAGAAUUCUUUGACUCCAUCGACCUGCCCCUCCCCGCGGACGAAGCAGUAGUGCCCGACUCCGGAAGAGGGGUGAUCAGCGUGAUUGGUGACCUGAUGGGGCCCAGUUUCAGCAACAUCGGCGACCUCCUCCGGGUUCCCUACGGCUGCGGAGAACAGAACAUGAUCAACUUUGCCCCGAACGUGUUCAUCAUGAGAUACCUGAAAGCCACCAAUCAGCUGACAGAGGAGAUAUCGGCCACCAUAGACAAGUACCUCGGAAGUGGCUACCAACGGGAGCUGAACUACAUGCGUGACGACGGAUCCUUUAGCGCAUUCGGCAACUCCGACAGUAGCGGCAGCACGUGGCUCACCGCCUUCGUCAUCAAGUCCUUCACCGAGGCCCAGCCUUUCCUGGAGAUCGACCAGAACGUCCUCAGAAGGGCGAGGCUGUGGCUGAAAAGGAAGCAGAAGUCCAACGGAUGUUUCAAUGAGGUCGGCCGCGUUAUUCACUCCUCCAUGCGAGGAGGUGUCGACGGCGCCAACAGUAACGUGACAUUGACGGCCUUCGUGAUUGGUGCUCUCAUCACCGCUGGUACCCCCAAAGAGGAUCGUGCGAUUCUGAACGCCAUCAACUGCAUCGCUGCGCAGCCCAUCACCGACGUCUACACCAUGGCCGCUGCUGCCUACGCCACGUCGCUCCAGGACGCCAACAGUCGAAUUCACGUCAACGUACAGAGAGGCCUUCACACGAGUGCUAUCAUUAAUGGUUCCUUGAUGCACUGGGAGACGAGGAAGGACGCCAACCGACAGCGGAGCUACUACUACCGCGCUUCCGCGCUGAACGUGGAGACGACGGCCUACGCCCUGCUGGCCUACCUGGAGGAGGACGACCUGGAGUCCAGCCUGAAGAUCGUCAAGUGGCUGCAGAAACAGAGGAACCCUCAGGGAGGAUUCGCCUCCACUCAGGACACCGUAGUGGCUUUGGAUGCUCUUUCUAAGUUUGCCAAACUUGCAUCCAUUGGAGACAAACUGAAGAUGUCUCUGACCAUGCAAGGGAAGGAUGUCUACAAGAACUUCAUCGUGUCAGGGUCCAACAGCAUGGUGAUGCAGACAGAGCCGCUGAAGGUGCCCAAUGAGAUCACCCUGAAUGGUGUGGGCACUGGCUGUGCUCUCUUCCAGGCCACAGUUCGCUACAACACAUACGACCUUGACAAGGUGGACCAACCCUUCACCCUGAACGCCACGGUGCAGCCUCCAGACCCAGUGAAACCAGACUGUGGACGCAGGACAAUCAACAUAUGCACAGCGUUUGUGAAGAAUGGAAGUUCAGGGAUGGCCAUUGUCAACGCCAAGAUGGUGACCGGCUGGCUGGUUGAUGGAGAUUCUCUGGAGAAGCUAAAGAAGGACAAAGCUCUCAAACUGAAACGAUACGAGAUUGAUUCCAAGAGGCCGGACAGCGUGCAUUUCUACUUUGAUGAGCUGAACCCCAUCCAGAGGUGCCUCACUCUAGACGUGAUUCAGGAGAUCAAAGUGGACAACACAAAGGAUGCUGUCAUACAGGUGUACGACUACUAUGACACAGAACUGGUGACGAAAGUCUUCUACAACAUCCAGAAUGACUGUACGCCCAAAACAACUAUCCGACCUCCACUAGGGAAGCAAGUCAGGUCGAACGUGUCUGCUAAGCACUGCAGCACCCGACUUUAGUCGGACUGGUCUUGGUAAAGCUGCAGGCGUCGAAGGAGGCGACGGUGAAAUGACUGACAUCGACGAAGGCGAGGGAGGAUGGAAGUGGAGUGUUGGACCAAGUUGACCCAAUCUACCUCUCUCAUGGACUUGUACCACUGCCCCUCAGUAUCCCAGUAAUGAACAUGCAUUCCAAGAUGGCGGAAGACGUCGACCUAGAUAAUGAGACUCAGAAGAAGACAGACCAGCGACAAAGGUGAAGGUCAGGGUCGGGUCAACCGCCAUUUUGAUAUGUCCACUGGCGUCCACCUACAGGGAUACCCCAGAGAGACCAUAUAAGCUGGCCUGGUUGGAUGAAGAAACUCACACAGUUAUUGCACAUGGUGGACUUCGACUUGUGGACGAAGAAAGAUACAGCGUAGUUGAGACUUCAAACUUGAGAAUCGACAACACUAGACUGGAGGAUUCUGGGAACUAUUCGUGUAGUGUCAACACGGUUCCUGUGGAAACCGCCAUUAUCAGUCUUAUAGUCCAAGAGUCCCCUGUAAUCGUGGCUUCUUCUAACGACACCUGCUGCCAUGGGAGAGGAGGUUACACUUGUUCUGCAACGUCACCGGAAGUCCAGAACCUAAGAUCACGUGGUAUCGGUCCGUGGGUCAAAGAGAACGAAACCGAGUGGGGAAGGGGAGGCAGCUGGUCAUCAAGUCCGCCCAGGCGUCCGCCACCUACCUGUGUAUGGCCAGUAAUGGCGUCCCACCUGGCGCCUCCACUGAAAUGCAGCUCAUAGUCAGUGUUUCCCCUUCAUCCUAUCUAAGACACAGACUAGAGUCGGUGGCCAUCUGAACAAGUCUGUCCUACUGGAGUGCGUGGUGAAGGCCUCGCCCCCACUCACCCAACGCUGGACCAAGGGAGGGCGUGUCCUCACCAGCGGCGA
Molecule: messenger RNA, 5953 nt
Organism: Haliotis rubra (blacklip abalone)
Lineage: Eukaryota; Metazoa; Mollusca; Gastropoda; Lepetellida; Haliotidae
Product: alpha-2-macroglobulin-like
Cellular component (GO): extracellular region
Molecular function (GO): endopeptidase inhibitor activity
Source: RefSeq, a predicted model, not a curated record